Gilbertella persicaria is the source of this 2010-nucleotide messenger RNA. RefSeq names its product fungal-specific transcription factor domain-containing protein. Gene Ontology annotation, molecular function: zinc ion binding; DNA binding. Lineage: Eukaryota; Fungi; Mucoromycota; Mucoromycetes; Mucorales; Choanephoraceae. The coding region runs from base 1 to 2010 and encodes 669 amino acids. The record is from RefSeq and is a predicted model, not a curated record. Gene Ontology annotation, biological process: DNA-templated transcription. The transcript has 3 exons.
AUGCGCCAGCGAUUGGACGAACUAGAGAAUCAGGUCAGUUGGCUCACUUCAUUCGCCAAAAACCUCGAACAAGAUUAUCGAGCAACAGUACCCCGAUCACAAACACAAGCAUACCCGCAUUCUUGUGUGGUACAGAAACCUAUGAUGGAUGCUUCUGACGAGCUCACAGUUGCUUGUCGACAGGAGACAGAUGGUCCUAGCGUGUAUGACUGGGCUAUUGAAACAGGUUGGCCUGUAAUUGAAAAUGCAGAUGGAAUGAAGUCUAUAUUCACCAAGAUCACAAGUUUUGAAGACCUCAAUAAAGCGCUUAGAACUGCAGUAGAGGCAAUUUAUAACACAAAAGGGAAUCCACUUUAUUAUCAGCCCUCAGCAAAGCAAUUCGAUCUGCCAAGUCCAAUCAAUCAAACAAUCCCAAACAAACGUCUAUCAAUCACUGGAAAUGAAACUGACAGUGGGAAAGAACAUACGUUUACGCUUUUUGAAAGCUUGAACCGAUAUACAACUGCAGCAUCUGGCACGAAAAAUUCUGUAGAUGGAAUGGGAAACAACUUCGAUGAUCAUUAUUUAGAGACAGAUGUUAUGGCCCGUCUUAUUUAUCAACAUCAUCAAUGCGGUUUUCCAAUACUUGUCAGUCCUUCACGGUUCGAAAAUCAUUAUCGUCAAGGCCAAUUGAAAUCUCUUGUUUUAUCCUCUGUAUUCUCACAUGCUGUACCUCACGCUUGCAUCUACCAUCCUCACCUUGCACAGAUUCAGCAAUUCCGCGAACUUGGUAACCGGUUCUACAACCAUUCACAUGACUUACUAGGCAUUGAUGAGCCUGCUAAUCUAUCGAAUAUUCACCAGCGCACAUUGCUUAUUACUUAUGAUUUGGAUCUAGGUAGAGUUAGACGUGCCUUUCUACAUAUUGGAAUUGCUAUUCGGAUGUGUUUUAUGCUAAAUCUACAUCGCCCCGAGGGUUAUGUAUCAUGUAAAUCAGCUUUUGAAAGAGAGCAAUCAAAAAGAGUAUUUUGGACAGUAUGGUUUUUUGAUAGUAUGGUCUCACACUUAUUUCACGAUCAGUUCUCAGCCAUUAAACUUAACCAGAUCUCAAUUGAAUUACCAACACCCUUGCCUGAAUUCAAUCAACUGGAAAUGGAUCAAACUAAUUUUGCUAUUCAUUUGAUUCAGGUUCGAAAGAUAGCAGCUAUCCUUUCUGAAGAGUCACGCAAACUGAAACCCCGUCCAUUAGUGAAACGACUGAAAGAAAAACUAAAGCGUUUUUAUCGAACGUUGCCUGAAACAGAACGAUUUGGUCAAAUAAAUCAAAUCACUUUCUCGCCUGGUACUUCUGUUUGGAUUAGGCGCUCGUAUUUUUGUGUCUUGUUAGAUUAUUGCCAAUGCUGGAUUACAAUGUAUAGAGGACUGUUACCGUCUGCUAAUCAUUUAGGUGACAAACCUUUGACUGAAGACGAACAAGAAGCUAUCUUGCAUACAUCCCAAGCAGCUAUUGCUAUUGUACAGUUAUUUCAAGCGUGGUUUCGCUGUUCUGAACAAUCUGGGGAUGGAUUUGAUUGCUUUUUUAGGCCCUAUUUGUACCAUUUUAUGAGCGCAAAAAACAUUUUCACUUCUAAUGUAUCACAAUUUGGAAGAUCCUCCCCAUUGGUUAAUACUAGCCGUGCUUAUCUUGUCUUAUUAUUGCGUUUGUAUCAGACAACUCCAACACGAAGAUCGUUUGAUGAAAGUCAAUUAGAGAAGUCCUUUGUUCAUUUCAUGACAACUUAUCAAAUUGGCGAAAACGAAGUAGCUUAUCAAGACAUAAUUAAUGAGGCGCUUAUGGAUGAACCAAAUGCAGAUAGUGGAUGGAGCAUUUUCUCGCUUCAUUCAGAUCCUAUAGCUAAAGAAAAGCUAGAAAAAGAUGACUAUCUAACAGCACCUCCUAUACCAGAUGGCGUGGCUUCUAAAUGCUCUUCUAAUUCGUCUAUUAUGAGCGAGCCAUGCACAACAUCAGAUGUAAAUUUUGAUUAUUUUUAA